Molecule: messenger RNA, 512 nt
Organism: Racocetra fulgida
Lineage: Eukaryota; Fungi; Glomeromycota; Glomeromycetes; Diversisporales; Gigasporaceae
Source: the annotation of a GenBank genome assembly
GCCUCUGCUAAUCAAGGAGUUCCCUAUACUCCCGACAUGGAAAAUUUAGUUUUAGCUGGAGCCCCUCAAUGGAAUAUGGCCAGAGCAAAAGAUCAUGAUUCCUGCGCACCAGACCAUGCAAUAAUAAAUAACGGAGAACAACAUCCACCUGCAACAAGAUACACAUGGCCCACUACUGAUGAAGGAGGAUGUGGUGAUAUAACUUAUGACAACUUAGCUACUUAUUAUAGUAAAAAAUGGUGUGAUGAUGAUCAUUUUAGAGUUAUAUAUACACUCUAUAUUCCUAAAGAUGGAUUUUCAGGAAGUAUUCUAGGGGAAGAGUUUGGGCAUGAUCAUGAUUUUGAAAGCAUAGUCGUAUCUUGGAAGAGAAUAACCGGAACUUGGUAUCGUGACGAAUUAAUCAUGAGCAGACAUAAAGGAUGGGAUCACAAACCAUGGGAUGAAGUUUUAAGUUUCAAUUCUGAUGGUACAGAAGAAGGAGAAGGAUUAGAAUUUCCAAAAAUAUUUGUGGG